CAUAAAGAGGAGGACUUGAUGCACGGGGGUGGUGCGGGUAUUGGCGGGGGUUCUAUGGUCGGACAGAACUCAAUAUUUGGGUGCUCGGCUGCAGGACACAGCGGGGUUAACCAGCUUGGCGGUGUUUACGUCAAUGGCCGACCAUUACCAGACUCUACAAGGCAGAAGAUCGUUGAACUGGCCCACAGUGGUGCUAGACCCUGCGACAUCUCGCGCAUACUGCAAGUCAGCAAUGGUUGCGUCUCCAAGAUACUAGGCAGGUACUACGAGACCGGUUCAAUUAAACCACGUGCAAUUGGCGGUAGCAAACCACGUGUGGCGACCACGCCGGUAGUGAACAAAAUCGCCGACUAUAAACGGGAGUGUCCAUCGAUUUUCGCUUGGGAGAUUCGCGAUCGACUUUUGCAAGAGGGUGUUUGCAACAACGACAACAUACCGAGCGUGUCGUCCAUCAACAGGGUGCUGAGGAACCUCGCCUCGCAGAAGGAGCAACAGGCGGCGGCAGUGCAAGCGCAUCAGGGUGCCGAGAGCGUGUACGAUAAGCUUCGGAUGUUCAAUGGGCAGGCUGCAGGUUGGCCACCGGCUUGGUAUUCCGCUACGCCCUCUCAUCAUCCCUUGGCCACGGGAAUCCCGACGGCGGCGACCCCGGGCUCUGGCCAGUCGCUUCUACCCGGCAGCCAGCUUCACGGCCGCGACGAUUCCCUGCUCAAACGAAGCGACACGGGCUCACUGUUGUCGCAUCAGCAGGAGGCCACGUCGGAUGGCAAUUCGGAGCACAACUCGUCCGGCGACGAGGAUUCGCAGGUACGGCUGAGGUUAAAACGGAAGUUGCAGCGCAAUCGAACGUCCUUUUCCAACGAACAGAUCGACAGCCUCGAGAAAGAAUUCGAGCGGACACAUUACCCGGACGUGUUUGCACGGGAGCGUCUCGCCGAGAAGAUUGGAUUGCCUGAGGUGUGGUUCAGUAAUCGCAGGGCGAAGUGGCGUCGAGAGGAGAAAUUACGGAACCAAAGGAGGGCAGCCGUCGAUCAGGUAGUCGGCGGUGGCAGCAGCGGGGGUGGAAGCAGCACCGCGCCCCCUGCCGCGACCCCCGCCACGCCACGGUUACCCUUAAACGCCGGAUUCAACGCCAUGUACUCGUCGAUACCGCAGCCGAUCGCUACGAUGCCCGACACUUACAGCUCGAUGUCGAGCAGCUUGGGCGGGUCAAUGGGUGGAAGCUGUCUUCAGCAGCGCGCCGAGGGAUAUCCGGCGUACGUGUUCCACGAGCCCCUUCACUCGCUGACGCAGUCUUACUCCCACGCACACAGCACUGCUGCGCAUUCGCAACCCCAUCGCGGUAUACCGACCUCUCAUGGUGGAACCCCCACCACGCCAGGAGGACAGCCUGCAGGACCAGGUGGUGCGCCCUACCAACCAACGACCUCGACCGCCACUGGCGUGAUAUCGGCGGGCGUCUCUGUGCCUGUCCAGAUCCCGUCUCAGACUCCAGACCUGACAGGCAACUAUUGGCCGAGGCUCCAGUGAUCCCAGCUCUUCGGGUUCCCGCCCGCGAGCCUGCUCGUCGGC
Molecule: messenger RNA, 1569 nt
Organism: Apis dorsata (giant honeybee)
Lineage: Eukaryota; Metazoa; Arthropoda; Insecta; Hymenoptera; Apidae
Gene: toy
Product: paired box protein Pax-6
Exons: 9
Coding region: 19-1527 (502 amino acids)
Biological process (GO): regulation of transcription by RNA polymerase II; anatomical structure development
Molecular function (GO): DNA-binding transcription factor activity, RNA polymerase II-specific; RNA polymerase II cis-regulatory region sequence-specific DNA binding
Source: RefSeq, a predicted model, not a curated record